AUGGCUCAUCCGUUAUCCGAUGCCGCCGUUCCCUUGGAUUUCGCGGACGCGGAUCCGUUUAGUUCCGAAGAUGCUGACUUCGCUCAAGCCUUAGAGGACGACCUUUGGAACGGAGACGAGGAAUCUAAUAGCGAGGAUGAAGAAAACGGAGACGACGGCUGUGGUAAGGAUCCGGGAUUCGAAGACGGAUCGGACGGUGAUGCGGAUGACGCGGACAGAUCUGACGGGGGCUCGCUGGAUCUACCGCCACGUCCGUACGUUCCUGUCCGCGGAGGUAAGCUGGUGGAGAUGGGGGAGGGGGGGAGGGGGGAAGGGGAGCUGUGCCGCCACGUCCAUACGUUCCUGUCCGCAGAGGACCUGUCGGUGUGUGCGUGUCGCUACCUCCGCACGGCAUCAUGCGAGGAGACUCUCUGGCACCGAGCCUACUGCAUCCGAUGGGGGCGCCUCCCCCAACUCCCCCUCCCCCUUCCCUCUCCGCCCCUCAUUCCCCUGUGCCCCACUACCCCCCCUCCCUCCCACCUCUCCAGGACCUGUCGGUGUGUGUCGCUACCUCCGCACGGCAUCAUGCGAGGAGACCCUCUGGCGCCUCUUGCCCCUUUUCAUGCCACUCCUGUCUCCUUACCUCCUCUCUUCCUGUGCCUCCCCCACUCUCCCCGCCCCCCCCAUCAUGACCUGUCGGUGUGUGCAUGUGUGUCGCUACCUCCGCACGGCAUCAUGCGAGGAGACUCUCUGGCGCUGCGCCUACUGCAUCCGAUGGGGGCCCUCCUCCCCCUCCUCCCCCCUCACCCCCCCCACUCCCUUCUCUCCCCGUGCCCCCCCUGUUCUCCCCAUCAGGACCUGUCAGUGUGUGCGUGUGUUUGUCGCUACCUCCGCACAGCAUCAUCUGAAGAAACGCUUUGGCGCCGAGCCUACUGCAUCCGAUGGGGCCCCCCUCCCCCUCCUCCGCCCUCCUCUACCCGUUCCGCCUUGGACGGACGAGGCGGGUCUGGGGGAAUGAGAGGAGGGGGAGAGGGAGGGGGAGGGGGUGGGGGAGGGGAAGGAGGUGGAGGAGGUGGGGGUGGAGAAGGAGGAGGGGGAGCAGGAGUUCAAGCGCGCAGCCUUUGGAAGCGGUUGUACUUUGAGAGGGACCGGGGCGAAAUGAAGGAGUUUGUAGCCGACUCUCCUCAGGACCUGCGGGGAUUUUAUGCCCAGCUGCAGGCAGCCAAGCGUAACCUGGUGCCCCGGCGCGACCAGGUGUACGAUGAGCUGGUCCACGUCACGUCUGACCUGGCGCGAGCUGUCGCCGAGUGGCGCCAGCAGAACAAGCUUCCGGAGAGGGUGGAGGAAGCGCAUUGGUGCACCGGAGGAAACUGCACGUUUCACCGCAUUGAGAACGUUUUCCUGUGCGAGAAGACCGGCAGGGCGCAUGGUGAGUGGGGAGUGGGGCGCCGGGCGAGUUUCGAGGAAACAUAA
Messenger RNA from Closterium sp. Naga37s-1, 1452 nucleotides. The record is from the annotation of a GenBank genome assembly. Lineage: Eukaryota; Viridiplantae; Streptophyta; Zygnematophyceae; Desmidiales; Closteriaceae.